CUCACGUGAUAAACAGUGUCAAAGGUUCGCAAAAAACUGCAAAAACAACAUUAGAACCUUCCAAUCAUCUUCGUUUAUAGAUACAAAUCAUCUCGAUUUAUAGAUAAAUCAAAAUAUAUUGAAAACUGUUAGAAAAAUUAAAAAAGUACAGUUUUGGAAAAUCAUCUGAAAAACUUUCAGAUUAUUAUAAGAUAAAUUAAAUAUACAGAAUUCAUUGCGCGCAGUUACAAAUAUGGCGUUUAGUGCUACGUGCUACACAACUAUGAACCGGUUGUAAUGUUUUUGCAAACGUGAUUUUUUAUUGAAAUAAAUUUCAAAUUAAAAAACAAUGAUAAAAAUAACAGCAUUAAAUGAGGUUUCGACCAGAGAAGAUGAGGAAGAAGAUGUUACAACAAUUACAAAAGAGGCUGAGGAACAAAUUGCCCUUACUGAAUAUAAUAGAGCAUUACAAUUGAUGCAAGAAAAUAAAAAAGAAGAUGCUUUGAUUGUUUUUAAAGAUUUACUUGAGACAGAACUAUUAGAUCAGGUGGAGAAACCAGAAGUGCCUGAUGGAAGAACACGACCAAUGUUAUCAUUGAAAUAUGCUUGUUUCAAAAAUAUUGGUAGUAUACAAACAGAAUUGGAAAAUUAUGAGGAUGCAAUUGAAAAUUAUUGGGAAGCUGCGAAUUUAGAUGAUACAGAUGUUACACUUUGGCAAAGAAUUGGAAUGUUAGCGAUGAAAAUUGCAAAUCUUGAACUCGCUUGUUCAGCUUUUAAAUAUGGAUUAAAAUGUAAUCCCAAUCAUUGGCCAUGUUUGGAUAAUAUUAUUAAAGUUUUAUAUGCAGUUCCUGAUUAUAUGAAUUGUUUAUUGUAUAUUUCUAUGGCACUUGAACGCGAUUCAACAUAUAUUAGAGGCUUGGCGUAUCGUAAUCAAAUUUUUAAACAAGUACCUUGUCUAGAGGAAUCUUAUAAACUUUAUAAUAGCGAUUGGGCAUUGGAUCCACCUCUUGAUACUGAAUAUGAUCAGGUGAUUGGGGAAAAACUUUUGGAAGAAGUGAAAGAAAUUGCUGAAAAAUGGGCCGAAGUUUGUCGACCGGAAUUUAAUUUUACUCCCUUGCCUCUAUUGUCAUUUCAUAAACCACUUUCUCAUUAUUCUUGGUUUGAAUUGGGCGAACGUUUAGUUAAUAUACACGAGUAUGUGUUUAAAAAUGAUAUCAGUUUUGCGAGUAAAGUCAGCAUUGUUAUUGAAAAUUCAGAAGAUGCUGAGAAAAAAACAUCGGAUGAGGAAAAUAUGGAAAUUGAUGGCGAUAUUGAAAUUAAAAUUGAUGAAGAAUCGAUUAAUUUGAAAAAGGAGGAGCAAAAUAUGAAAGAAGACGAAGAAGAACGUAAAAAGGAGGAAGAGCGAAAGAGAGAAGAAGAAGAAGAAUGUAAAAAGGAGGAAGAGCGAAAAAGGAAAGAAGAAUAUAAAAAAGAGGAAGAGAGGAAAAAGGAAGAAGAACGAAAAAAGGAGGAAGAGAUAAAAAAAGAAGAGGAAAUAAAGAAGAGAGAAGAAGAGCCGCCAGUGUUUGACAUUGACGACGAUACUCCAGUUUCUGAUAACGAUGCCAUAAUGGAAAUUGAUAACGACGACGAUAUUAAAUCAUGUUCGAGUGAUAUUCAAGUUAUUGAAUUGGAGGAUCCACUCAAAUUGUCCGAAUCCGAUAUUCUUUUGGACGAUGAUAAUGAUUUUAAAUUUUUCGAUACCGAUAUGGAAAUGGAAAAAUUGUCCGACGAGAAGGAUAGUGAAAAAUUGCCAAUUACGGAAAUUGAAAUUGCAUCAGUUAAAAAGGAAAACGAAAAAUUGCCAAUUGAAAAGGAAAUUGAAAAAUUGCCAACAGAGAAGGAAAUUGAAAAAAAGGAAGCUGAUAAAUCAAAGAAAAAUAAUGAUUCUGUUAUUGAAAAAUCAAUGAAUGUGGAGAAAAUUGAUGAUAAUGAUACUAUCAAGCAGAAUGAUAAAUCAAACGAUAAAUCCAAUGAUAAAUCAUCAAAGGUUGAUGAGAAAUCAAAUGAUAAAUCGAAUGAUAAAUCGAAUGAUAAAUCGGAGAAUAAAGAUGAGAGUCAAAAAGUGAAAAAACGACGAAGAAGUUCUUUGUGUUUUUUGCAACAAUGGGCUUGGAGUGCAAAUAAUACGAGAAGAUCAGCGAGAGUUCGUGGAGGGUCCAAUCGAAAGGAAGCCGAGAGAGAUGAUGUUCUUUUGGAGGAAACGUUACGAAGAAUUUUUCCCAGCAGUUUAUUAUCUGAAAAUGUGAAAUUUUCCCGAGAAGAACCUUCAAAAUCGAUGGACGAUUCAAUGGACACAAUGGAUUUAUAUCAAUUAUUUGCUAAUAAAGAAAGUACUGAGGGAAUUGCAAGUGCAGAAAGUUCAAAACCAACAAGUCCUCAAGAUUGCGUACAACAAAAUUAUUUCGGUUCAGAAUUAGAAAAAGCUGAUGUCGAAGCUUUUAUCAAUGAACAUAGUUGUAAAAAUAAUUUAAUGAUCAUCAUAGCAAAAUAUACGGAAUUUUUGUGCACAAAAUGGAAUCUUGAAUGGCCUAAAGGACUUUCUGAAAUAUACUUACAAGCCUAUAAAUUCACAAGAGAACACAUUCCACAUUCUCCAUUUGGUGAUGAAUCGGAAGAUGAAAUUUUGAAAUUAGAUUCUGAAAUGUCUUUACUAUUUGGAGAACUUUAUACUGAUCGAUGGUUAGAUAAUAAACCGGAAGUUGUUCCACCUUCAAAUUUACAAUCAUUUGGAAAUGGAAUGCCGUCUGAAGAACUUGGAUACAUUAUUUUCUCGAGUGUAAGAAACAAUUUAAUUAACGAGGAGAAUAUACUUUUCUUGUUAAGGGUUUUGUGGCUAAAAGCAAAUAUAUUCCUUUGCCAAGGGGAAAUGGAUAUUGUUGUCGAAACUUUAGAAUUGUUGUUGAAUUACAUGCGUCAGUUGAACGGCGAAAUUCCUAGUGCAUUUCUCAAGCUUAAAAAUUGUAAAUAUCAUUCUCACAUUAGUAUUAAAGCUGUUGAAAAAUUGUUGCUGUCAAUUCAAAGGGGUCAGAAAUUAAAAGAAAUCAAAAAACUUUACGAAGAAAAGAAAUAUGUAGAGCUAGUGGCAAUUUUAAAAGAAACUUUUCAGUAUGCAAAACAAGCGAGCAGAUGUAGUGUUAACAAUGAUGUGAUUGUUGAUCGUAUUGAUCAACUUCAUAUGUUAUUGGACAGUUUAUGGAAACUUAAAGAAUACGAGGAGUGUUAUAUUUGGUCCGAGGUUUGUUUAAAUGAAGCGUGGAAAACUUACAUAAACAGUUCAGAUGAGGACGUACAGAAGAAAUGGUCUAAUUUGAUUAUAAAAAUUCUUGAAAAAAUGGACGCUUGUAGCAGUGAAGAUAACAUUUUAGUGCAAUACUUAGAUGUGGAAUUUCGAUCUCGUCUAGUUCAAAAUUUGGUUCACAUUGUUUGUCAUCAAUUAGAUGUACCUGAUAAUGUCACAGAAAUGACUUUUAAAACUGUCUUGCCCUGGAUUCUUCUUCAUUAUAUUUUACAAUUUGAAGAAGAUAAAGAGCGAGCAAAAUCAAACACCACCGAUAAGAAUAAAAGUCAAUCAUCGCAAAAUUUAGAAUCUGACGAAGAAGAUGAGGACAAAGAUAUUCCAACAUCGUUGAUGGUUCUUUUUAUAGCUCACGAUUUUUUGGGUCGUCGUCGUUGGUGUACAAUGAAUCAAGCGAAACUUCUUAUUUUUAUAAUGAAUUUAAUAAUUCCAAAACUUCGUAGUCCACAAUAUUCAAAUAUUCGCGAUAAAUUGACAAAAUAUUUAGAACAAAUUUUGUAUUGUCUCUUUGGACAUCCAGUGAGGCAAAAUAAAGCAAGACCAAAACAUCUCGAGGAUCAUGAAGUUACACAAAUUGACAUCACAUGGCAAUCGGCACAAUUACUUUUUGAUUUUUAUAAACCUGAUGUUUUACCAGAAUUCGAUACUCCACGUGCGUCAUCAAUUUCAAUUGAUACUGAAUCACUUUUUAAGCGAAUCAGUAAAUUUAUACCGCAGGAAACUGAUCCUAAUCAAAUGUUAGAAGACAUGACUGAUUAUAUCACGGGUGAAAAGAAAGAAAUGCCAAUUGUUGCAAAAUUACCAAAUGAUCAAAUUUCAACAUUAUACUAUUUACUCGCUGAUUAUUAUUUUAAAUAUCAAAAAUGGAUUCUCGCAGCUCGAUAUUAUUUAUUUCAUUUGUGCUUUCAACCAACGGAAGUUAAUUCCUGGGUUGGAUUGGCCAUGUCCACGGCAACAGUAAUUGAAACAUGGCUCAACAAUUGUCGACCAAACAUAAAAGAAGAUAAAUUUCUCGUGAAAGCAAAACUUGCACAAUGCAGUUUUCAACGUGCAAUUGAAUUGUCACCGGCAAAUUUGUUAAUUUGGACAGAAUAUGGAAAUUUUGUUUAUAUGAUUCAUUCAUUUUGUUCGCGUUUAUUAAAAGCCGAAAGCGAAUCAUUGAAUAUAGACAGAUUUAAAGUUUUAGAAACGCGAAAAGAUGAAAUGUUGACAAUAGCUGCAAAUUGUUUUUCAUCGGCAAAUCGUAUUUUCAUGACUUAUGAUGGAAUUGAUGAAAUACAGGAUGAUCGUUGGCUUUGUCAAUAUAUGCUUGCAAAAAUUGCCGAAAAACAAAAUGAAGAUCCACCCAUAUUUCUUGGACAUUAUUCAAAAGCAUCGGAAUUAUUAAAACAAAGUAAGGCACAAUAUCCUGAACGAAUAAAUCAUAAAACACCACAAAAUCUUUCAGUUGAAGCAUUAGAGGUUCAUUAUCGUAUUCAUGCGAGUAUUCUCAAAUAUUUAGAACAAAAUGAGGGAAAACCAUUGAAAAAAUCAUUGGGUAAAUUAUUUGAAGAACAUCUUAAUAAAUGUGCACAAAGUUCAUUUAUGAAAUUCCCAUCGAAAUUAAAUUGUAAUCCUGAAUUUGAUAAAGUGUUGAUUAAAUCGUUUCAUGGACAAAAUAAUAUUGUAAAAGCAAAUGCUGUGCAAAAUCGUUCGAGUAGUAUUGAGGAAAUUGAAAUUGUAGAUAAAUCGGCUGCAAAUAAAGUGACUGAGUCUUUGAAAACGGAUAAUCGUAAACGAUGUUCCGAUGAGCCAAUAUCUGAUAAUGGAAAGAAAAUGAAAUUAACUGGUGUUUCUCAUCUUCAAUUAAUGCAAGAUGUUGUUGGAUUGAUUGAUGAUUUAAUUGAUAAUGUCUGUGAGAUUGCGAUGCAAAAUAAAGGUAACAGUGAUGAAAUCACAAUUAUCUCUAGUGAUGAAAAUGAUGAAAUUAAAUCACAAGCGAUUAUUGAUGGAAACGAAUUGAUGGAGAUUGAUGAGAAUGGUAUUAUGGAAUCGGGGGAAAAAAUGCAAACAAUGGAAGAAGAUUUACGAAAAAUUGAGCCACGAAAGGAUGAAGGACAGGAGAUGGAAAUAAAGGAAAAAUUGAUCGAAAGGAAGAAAAUUUUGAGAAAAGAGGGAGCUUUGGCUCGAAGGGGCUCGCAGGAAAGUACAACAACACAAACGAGCACAACUGAGACGAAUAAUUCCAGUUCAAGUAGCAGUGAUGAUAGUACGAGCAGUGAAGAUAGUUCCGAUAGUGAUAGUUCCAGUGAUAGCGAUAGUGAAUCUGCAGAAAGUGAAAUUGAAAAGAAGAAAAAAGAGAACGAAAAUUCUGAAGAAGAAGAAUGUUUCAACGACAACGAAACUGCAUUACUGAUCGCUCACUGUUUAGCUGGAUUGGAACAAUGUAUUUUAAGAUUUCCCGAACACUAUAAAUCGUUAUAUCGUAUGGCGCAUUUCUUUUAUUACAACAAAAUUGCCAAAAAUUCAACAACAUGCCGACAAUUAUUAUUGGAAACUUAUUCAUGCCAAUUUUAUCAAUCACAAACAGUGCAAGGACUUUUUGCCGAUAGAAAAAGUACCAAUUUUUUUAAUGGUGUCUGGAGAAUACCGAGUCCCGAUGUUGAUAGAGCGGGAAGUUUUGCCUCUCAUAUGUCAAGAUGUGUUGUGUUAUUGAUGCAAGUUUUAAAAGAGACAGGAGACAGUAAAAUGCUCAUGGAAAUAUGUGUUCAACUUCAAAAAGUUCCUGAAUCUGACAAAAAAUAUUUGAGAGAUUCGGAAAGAGAACAACUUUCUCGCCAAGCGUGGACACUUUGUGCACAAUCACUUAGGAGUAGAAUUCAAUCUAUGGAUCCACCAUCGACGACCGAUGUAUCACAAUUGCCGAGAGGUGAUAAAAGAACCCAAACUUUACUCGACGUUUAUCAUAUUCAUCAGCAAAUUGUCAAGAAAGAUUCCCAAUGGUCGGAAUCGCAAGUUUCGUAUUCUCGUAAUUUAUUGGUUCAGUCUUAUAAAGCGUACAUUGGAACUAAAAACGUGGAGGGAAAUGUCGUUGAGGCUGCUCUGAAAUACUGCCAACAGGCGAACAAAAUUGCAGCCAUUUCCAUUUUGACUGCCUCUGCAACUGUUACAACUUCCGCUACGACAACUGUUUCCACAAUUGCAACGAAUUCAACGUCGACAACAAGUAUUCCCCAGGUGACACAGAGCAAAAAACCGCCAAAGACAACGUCAUCGGUGACAGGUCGACCACGUGGACGUCCAAGGAAUGUGAACCAGCAUCUUCAAAGUUUGCAGCACGACAGUAUGAGUAAUCAAUUUAAUUCUAAAGGAGCAUAUUCGAAUUAUCACAAUAGCACAACAUCAGGUAAUCGUUCACUAAUGAAUCCAUUCUGUUUGAAUCCGUUACUCGAUCCAACCAUGUUAGCCGCUAUGUUAUCCUCUGGCGUAGGCGGUGGCGUGAUGGAUCCUUACUUUGCGAUGAAUUACUUGAAUCAGAUGGGAAACUAUCAAGAUAUUUUCAGACAAUAUCAAAGUAAUAUCUCAUCAAUAACGAAUUUAGCAACUAGUCUCAGUAAUACAUCGUCGUCGAGCAAUGUGACCAACAUGAACAAUGCUUCGACGAUGAGCACCACGACUAGUAACAAUAGUAAUAUUACCACUACCCCCAAUAUCAAUCAGUUUGCCAACAUAAAUAAUCACAGUAAUUUAACAGUCAAACAGAAGAUAAACCUGGCUAAUAAUUCAGCAACAACUCGAUCAUCGCCACUCUAUCAACAAUCAUCAACCACAACAACAACAACCUCAUCAAUUAAGGAACGACCGGACAUCUCAAUUACACCCGUUGGUUCAUCAUCCUAUAAACAAAAAUUCCCCUCAAAUUCCAAUUUUCCUCAAACAUCAAAAACAUCACAAAUGUCACUACUUAAAAAUUCACCAACUACAUUAUCUAUUCCAUCAUCUUCAAUUCCACCUUCAAUUCCACCUGUGAAACCAUUCUCUACUCCUGUGAAACCAAUUUCUAAAUCAAAUACCACAAAAUCUAUCCCUCCGAUAAAAUCAAGUUCCACGCCACCAAAACCACCCCCGGUUUCUAAAUCAAUAAUCCCUCCGGUGAAAUCUUUACCACCUUCGACAAAACAAUCAUCACAAAUGCGAGUGACAAAUCCUCAGCCUGCUCACAAUUCAUCACAGUAUACAUCUCUCAAGGGCAACAAUACUGUCGUCACUCCAAGUAUGCUGACACUUCCAUCAUCAUCAUCAUCAACAUCAGCAUCAACGCAACAGAAUCGCGCCGGCAAUACAUUGCAACAUAAAUUACAAUCGAAGAAACAAUCAAGUGUUAUGAAUCCAGUGAAAAAAUCACAAAAAUCCACUACCAAUUUCCCGCAAUUAUCAAAUUAUCAUCAUCAUCAUCUUCAUACACAAUUUUCGUCAUCUUCAUCACAACAUUCAUAUUUACCAUCGGAAUUAAGUGUCUCUGUAAAUCCAGUUGGCAAAUUUCCAACUUCCAAAUCACCCAUUUUUCGUAAACAAAAAUCCCAGGAAUUAUCAACAACAACAAAUUUGUCUCAAUCAAAAGUUAAUGAGACACUAACGGCACUUUCACAAUUACAACAACAAAAUUCAAUUGAAAUAAUUCCACAGCAAAAAAAUUUGGAUUUUGCAAAAAAUCUCACAAAAUCAUUAAAUGGUAUGCCUCAAGGUAUGCCAGAGAGUCUUAAAUCAUCAGGUGAUCUUUCUGUAUUUGAAAUAACAAAAAAAAGUGCAAAUCCAACGACAAAUAAUAAUAGUAAUAAGAGAAAUGAAAAAACGGCAACGAAAGAAAGUGUCGAAAUUAUAACAUUAGACGACUGA
Leptopilina boulardi is the source of this 8191-nucleotide messenger RNA. Its product is annotated as calcineurin-binding protein cabin-1-like. The transcript is spliced from 18 exons. The coding region runs from base 329 to 8191 and encodes 2620 amino acids. Gene Ontology annotation, molecular function: nucleosome binding; protein binding. Gene Ontology annotation, cellular component: nucleus. NCBI's taxonomy places the organism in Eukaryota, Metazoa, Arthropoda, Insecta, Hymenoptera, Figitidae. Gene Ontology annotation, biological process: chromatin organization. The record is from RefSeq and is a predicted model, not a curated record.